AUGCAGGAAAUGGAAGCGAUGUUCCAAAAAGUGACGAGCAAGGCACCAGAGGUAGACCUUGUGCUGGAAGCAACACAACGAACACCAUUCCCCAAAAGGCUGGCGAUGACGCCAGUACGACGACUGGUCAAGCCGAGGUUAAGCUACUACGACGGAACCGCCGACCCGCGAGAUUUUCUGCACACCUUUGGGGUAUCCCUCGGCCCUCUGCAAUUCAGCCCGGAAGAGUACGACGCCAAAAUAUGUCAGAUCUUUGCCGAGCACUUGACAGGCACCGCUCUGAGUUGGUUUUUGCGGCUCCCUUCUUGGUCAAUUGACAGCAUAAAGGACUUAAUAACCGAAUUUCUGAAGCAAUUCUCGGCUUUGAUGGAGAACAAAAACUCUCACGCCGACCUUUAUGCCCUGACACAGGAACGUCAAGAACCGCUUUGGUCUUUCAUAAGACGGUUCAAAGAGAUCGUCGCCAAUGUUUCAAUCCCGGAUGUCGCGGCAAUCGUCACGCUCGGAAAUGCUCUAUGGUAUGAAUCCCGUUUCAAGGAAGAACUAUCCUUGACACAUGUGGAAACAAUAGCCGACGCAUUGCUUCGGGGAGCGAAGCAUAUCGAGCUCAAAGAGGAGAAGGACGUUGACGCAAAGAAGCACACAAAGGCAAAAACCACUGUGAUUAAAGAGCCAACGAUCAUCGCUCCAAAAAUCGAGCACACCGAGCCUCGGCAGCAUUUCACCCGGAAUCAAGAUCGGACCCGCCGGACCUUCUUGAUCGCCGACGACGUACAACAAAAACAACCAUGGAACGUCUACGUCAGAAGAGAAGGAGGAGAAAGCAUCACGACCCAGUACUGCGAUUACCACCAAAGCUCCACUCAUGCGACUGAGGAUUGCCGCUAUCUCCAAAUGAUCUUGAUGGAACGAUAUAAAAAAGGCGCAAUAGUCUUCGAGUCUGACAGAAGUAAGAUGCCCCGGCCCAGGAAGAACAAUCCCAAGCGAGGAGAAACUGCUGCCCGCAAAUUCGAAAGCAAAAAUUCUAAGAUUCUCGACGAUCAAAGUGAGGAUGAACUAGGGGCAUCAGACGACGUCACCCACGAGAAGUGA
Messenger RNA from Camelina sativa (false flax), 1092 nucleotides. RefSeq lists its product as uncharacterized. The record is from RefSeq and is a predicted model, not a curated record. Lineage: Eukaryota; Viridiplantae; Streptophyta; Magnoliopsida; Brassicales; Brassicaceae.